CGGGCGGCCGGGAGGCGGCGGCGGCGGCGGCGGCGGCGGCGAGAGCCCAGAGCCUGAGCCGGCCGGGGCGAGCGGAGCGAGAGGAGCGCGGCGCGGCGCGGCGGCGGCGGCGGCGGCGGCUGGGCCGGGAGAGGCUGGCGCGCCGGGCGGCCCCGCGAAUCCUCCGGCAUCCGCCCCGGCGGGCCGCCCCCGCCCGCGGCAGCCCCCCGAGCAGCGGCCCGGCACCGGCGCCUUCCCGGAGGGCGAGAGUGAAUCAUGGAGCUACGUGUGGGAAACAAGUACCGCCUGGGCCGAAAGAUCGGGAGUGGGUCCUUUGGAGACAUCUACCUGGGUGCCAACAUCGCCUCUGGUGAAGAGGUGGCCAUCAAGCUGGAGUGUGUGAAGACGAAGCACCCGCAGCUGCACAUCGAGAGCAAGUUCUACAAGAUGAUGCAGGGAGGAGUGGGGAUCCCGUCCAUCAAGUGGUGCGGGGCAGAGGGCGACUACAACGUGAUGGUCAUGGAACUGCUGGGGCCCAGCCUGGAGGACCUCUUCAACUUCUGCUCCCGCAAGUUCAGCCUCAAGACGGUGUUGCUCCUGGCRGACCAGAUGAUCAGCCGCAUCGAGUACAUCCACUCCAAGAACUUCAUCCACCGCGACGUCAAGCCCGACAACUUCCUCAUGGGCCUGGGGAAGAAGGGCAACUUGGUGUACAUCAUUGAUUUUGGCCUGGCCAAGAAGUACCGGGAUGCCCGCACCCACCAGCACAUCCCCUAYCGGGAAAACAAGAACCUGACCGGCACGGCCCGCUACGCCUCCAUCAACACGCACCUGGGCAUCGAGCAAAGCCGUCGCGAUGACCUGGAGAGUCUGGGCUACGUGCUCAUGUACUUCAACCUGGGCUCCCUGCCCUGGCAGGGUCUCAAAGCAGCCACCAAGCGCCAGAAGUAUGAGCGGAUCAGCGAGAAGAAGAUGUCAACGCCCAUUGAGGUCCUCUGCAAAGGGUACCCCUCCGAGUUCUCCACAUACCUCAACUUCUGCCGCUCCCUGCGGUUCGAUGACAAGCCCGACUACUCCUACCUGCGCCAGCUCUUCCGCAACCUCUUCCACCGGCAGGGCUUUUCCUACGACUACGUCUUCGACUGGAACAUGCUCAAAUUCGGUGCAGCCCGGAACCCCGAGGAUGUGGACCGAGAGCGGAGAGAGCACGAACGCGAGGAGAGGAUGGGGCAGCUGCGGGGGUCCACAACCCGGGCCCUUCCCCCUGGCCCACCCACGGGGGCCACUGCCAACCGGCUCCGCAGUGCUGCCGAGCCUGUGGCCUCCACCCCUGCCUCCCGCAUCCAGCAAGCUGGCAAUACUUCUCCCAGAGCGAUCUCACGGGUGGACCGGGAGAGGAAGGUGAGCAUGCGGCUGCACAGGGGCGCGCCCGCCAAYGUCUCGUCCUCAGACCUCACUGGGCGACAGGAGGUCUCCCGGAUUUCAGCCUCACAGACAAGCGUGCCAUUUGACCACCUCGGGAAGUGAGGAGAGCCAUCGCUGGACCAGUGUUUGCUUAGUGUCUUCACUGUAUUUUCUUUAAAAAAACAAAAUCAAAAAAACACAAAACAAAAAGAUGGAAAGAAAACCACUCAAAUGAACAAAAAGAAAAAACCCAGCACAAAACCGACGAUGGAUCUUGUUUCUUUGAUUUAUUUUGCCAACGGCAAAAAGAUGGAUGCCCUUAGCACUGAGGACCGUGUCCCCUUGCACUGCCCRCUGUCCCCAGCCUUCAGGCUGCCAAAUGCUCCCCAACAACACCGGCUCACACCAGCCAGAUGCCAAGGCCCCACUUCAGCCACCUGUUCCUGCCACCACCAUCCGCCUGCCGGAGGGCGCCCCUCGGUGUGGGAGAGCAGCCAGCAGGGACGCGGGAGCCCACAGCAGCAGCGGUCGGCCAGUCGAAGGCGGGUUCCACCGGGCUCCCUGAGCCUUGGAACCAAGGAGAUGCGCACAGCCCCUGUCCCUCUGAGAUGACAGUGGCCAACUUUCUGUGCUGGACUUUCCAGCGUCCCCCUGAGCUUUUGGGUCCUUCCUUUGUCUCUCCAUGAAGCCUUGAGUGAGGUGGUGGCCACUGUUGCCUUGUGUGUAUGUGUGUGUGCGCGUAUUUGACCUGUGUCCCAGAGCAGCGAUGCCCUGUCCCCACCUGCCAGGCUGAGUUUGUUAUCCCCGUGGAAGGGAUGUGGGGGUGGACAGUGGCCUCCACAUYCCUCAGGGCACAGCGGGUCCUUGCCACCACCAGUCCCCAAAUGCCAGCCUGUGGCGGUCCCAUCUUCCAUUCCUGCCUGGUCUGGGGCAGAGACUGUGGAGACUACUCCCAGCCAGCACCUGCUCUGGGUUAUCAACUACUUCUCUGGUCCUGACAGUCACCUGGGGUCCCCCUCCCCUGGGCCCUGCCUUCUGGGGAGGAGCCUGGGGUCAGGGCUAAGUGUUGGAUUUUCCAUCCUUCCUAGUUAACACCUGUUUUUGUUUUUUAUUUUAUUUUUGUUUGUUUUCUCCGUGUGUGUAUUUCCUAAUUUAUUUACCUCUGUUUCCCCUUUUUCCUUUUUUUUUUUUUAAUUAAAGAGCAAAGGUUUUUAUUACUUUGUAAUUUAAAAAAUUGAAAAAAAUACUGAAGAACUUUGGGGGGAAUUUUGUACUUUUUUCCUGUGUAAAUAUCGGACUUUUUUGAGCUUUAUUGUGGUUGUUAAUUUGAAGUAAUAAAGUAGAAGAGGAUAACGUG
Urocitellus parryii (Arctic ground squirrel) is the source of this 2740-nucleotide messenger RNA. It is a transcript of the gene Csnk1e, whose product is annotated as casein kinase 1 epsilon. Gene Ontology annotation, molecular function: ATP binding; protein kinase activity. The record is from RefSeq and is a predicted model, not a curated record. Gene Ontology annotation, biological process: protein phosphorylation. Lineage: Eukaryota; Metazoa; Chordata; Mammalia; Rodentia; Sciuridae.